AUGGUAGGAUAUAGUCUGGCGCUUUGCAUUGCGGAGAACUCGACUCUGAUUGUGUUUCAGCAGUCAAUGACACCGAUCACGCCGCUGGAAUCCGGCGUGGAGAUGUUCCAGAAAGGAAAGCUGCAGCCAUUCUUUACCGCUCGGCAAAGCAAGCCUCGGCCGGUUUCCGAGGUUACUCAGAUAUUCGAUACUGAUUUCGAGGAUGAUGAGAGUGAGAGCGAGAGCGAGAGCGAGUUUGAAGAAGACUCCCCAAAAUAUAGCUUCGACUCUCACGAGAGUAGACGCAGUCAAACCACCAUUUCAACAUACGAUGAAGUAUCCACGCCGCACUCGAGUCGACAGUCCAUGUUUGAACUGCACACACAAGCUCAAAUGCAAGCAAUGAAACCCGUAGAAGGACCGAAAGGUCCUCAUCUCUUUCGUGCAUCACAAUCGUCCUCUGAGUUCUCUUUCGACUAUGCGCUGCAAAUGUCGCCUCUACUGCCGAAGCAGCCGCCGCCGAGGAUAGAGACCGCUUUCCGUGAGCCUAUCCAUCCUCGAGCCUUCAACAGUCUGCCGGAUGCGGUGGCGGGUCUCGACAGCAGCGAAGUCCGUACGUGGAGCGCACAACAAGUUGCUUCGUGGAUGUACAGCUCCGGCUUCGAGGAGUCGAUAAUAGAGAAGUUUGAAGUGCACGAUAUUACUGGCGCGGUCUUGCUCGACCUACAAUUCGAGGAUCUCAAGGAGCUAGAUAUCCAAUCAUUCGGCAAGCGUCAUCAGCUGUGGAAUGAGAUCGACGCACUGCGUGGAAACGAGGGAAGAGACAGCCCUGUCCAUACGCCCUUCCAAGAUAUCAGUCGCCCAUGCACUCGUAACACCAGGAAUAACAGUACGCGAGACCGUUCCCAAUCCCGGGCUCCUCACGAAGGGUGCGACAGUGCCGUUGACGGAAACUUCACGCCAAUAACGCCGGGCGACAGUCGGCGACGACGAGGACGAAAGCAUCGCAAUGUUGGCGAUGAUAUAAUUACCCCGGCGGAGUCUGUAUCGAUUGUCGCUAUCGAGCAACUUCUGCCCAAGCCACACAAAUGUCCGAAAGGCGAGCGGUGUCAAAAAUGGAAAAAGCAGCAGAGGCAGCUGGCGCGGUUGCAAGAAGAGCACAGCUUCCCUAUCUCCCCUGAGAAAGGGGGACACAUUUUCGUUGCCGGAGAUCCCGGUAAUGCCGCAACUACGGCGGCGCUCCACUCCAAUAUCGAUCUACAGCGCCCGACUUCUGAUGCUGUACCGUCAGUCGUAGCGUCCUCAGACCUCCUCGGCCCAGGCCAGCUUCCUGAAUUUGCCCUGCAAGAAGACUACCUGCGGAACUUCGAGCUCCGAGAUCCUCAGGAGAACGUGAAGCACUUCCUGUCGCUGCAACACAUGGAAGCGCAUCACAUGCACAAUUCUCCGCCACCCAUGGAGCCUCCUACGACUCCUCCUCUAGAGAUGUUUCCACCUCUUCACCCACCAGAGCAUACCCCAGGACCACACUGCAACCUCAAGUCUCUACCAAAACUCAGCAUCCCUCGCUCUGCUUCUGCUAAUCCUUACGUCGGGUCGCAAACUCUUCGGCCGGCCGGCCCUUCCAUUGCAAAUGGCGUUGACGCGUUCACCCCCUGCCGCAGCGCCACCGCUUCCCCGGGAGGGGCAUCACUUUAUCGCUUCGGGACACCGGCUUCUGAGAUGGACGUGCCCGUUACUGCUAUUCUCCUCGGUCCCGUUUCACGUGACGCCUCGCAGUCAGUGCCGCCAAACAUGCAGUUCCGUGAUCCCGUGCAGCGCAGCGGUGCAACAUCUCGUGGCGAGCACUGGCGGCGUCCGUCCCUCCUCCCACAGCUCAACGAGGACGAGGUUUUCUCGCCUACGUCGCCGUCUUCGGACACGCUGCAUGAAAGCAACCCAGACUCUCAGGCCGCCCAAACUACGGGAAUCCAUGACGACGCUAAGACGUCGCAGCAGCCGAAGAAGAAGACCACCGGCUUCCAGUACAGCGGCGUCAACCACCACGGCUGGAUGAAGAAGCGCCGUACCAAGCUCCUCCGCCAUGAAUGGCAAGACCAGCACUUCCGCCUUACUGGGACUCAGCUAGCCAUGCAUGCGAAUUCGCUUCCCACUUCCUCGCCGCUCGACACUAUUGACGUGGAUGAGUACGCCGUUGCAUGUUCGUCGCUCGCUUCCAACAAGCUCGCCGCGAAGCUGAAGACACUCAAGAUCGCGGGCGAGAAGAAGAAUGCUCAGGGCGUGGACCCGACUGCUUUUACAUUCCAGCUCGUGCCGACUGGACCGAAUGAAAGAGAGGGGACAGUCGUGAAGAAGGUGGUAAAUGGGAAGACGCACCAUUUCGCGGUCAAGACUCGGGAUGAGCGGAUUGACUGGAUGAGGGAGCUGAUGCUUGCGAAAGCGUUGAGGGCGAAGGGAGAGGGUUACGAAGUUCAGGUCAAUGGCGCAGCAGUGUAG
Molecule: messenger RNA, 2475 nt
Organism: Coniosporium apollinis CBS 100218
Lineage: Eukaryota; Fungi; Ascomycota; Dothideomycetes
Exons: 2
Coding region: 1-2475 (824 amino acids)
Molecular function (GO): protein binding
Source: RefSeq, a predicted model, not a curated record